Molecule: messenger RNA, 1358 nt
Organism: Phanerochaete carnosa HHB-10118-sp
Lineage: Eukaryota; Fungi; Basidiomycota; Agaricomycetes; Polyporales; Phanerochaetaceae
Exons: 5
Coding region: 225-1133 (302 amino acids)
Source: RefSeq, a predicted model, not a curated record
AGACUUCCAUCUGAUACCUCAGAGAGGCUACGCGCUUCUUUCUCGCAUUAGACUAAUAAUGGAUUCGUAACCCCGUAGGGCGCGCCCAAAGGGCCAUUCAGGCUGCAACAUGUCCGUUCUAUGGGCGCGGCCUCUUCCAAAAAUCGUCAAGGGCCUGGAAUCGUCCUGUGUUGGCACAGCGAACGUGUAGUCUGCGACGCGGCUCGCGGCCUUAAAGGAACCCAAUGGAAGGGAUGUUGUCGUCGGCUCCGUCUCCUGCUGCUGCCGUGCACACGCUCACUUACCGACCCGGUCCGCGCACACAAAUCUGGACGUUCAUCAUGACCAAGCACGAUAACGAUGGAAUCACCUCCAUUCCGACGGGCGAGGUGGCGGGUGUCGCACCCAUUUCGGCCUCAUCUUCCACUGACUCCGUGCACAGGAGUACGACUGUUGAGACGCCGGUCGCCCCUCGCUCGGAUGCCAUUUCUGCUGCCUCGGACAUCGACGAGGGAGUGCCUAGUCAACCUGAUAAUGAGGAUGAUAUCAAUGAGGAGAACGGGUCGGACGCGGAAAUCGAAGCCCUGUUUGAAGAAGCUGGUGCUGAAGUGCGCGGCAGGCAGCACUACACAACACAGGUGGCGUCGUUGCCGGACCAGAAGACUGUUCGUUCUACCCCAACUUCCACUGUGAUCCCCGAAAUCAAAUCCGGCAUUCCUGUUGCAUCUACCACGCUAGUCAACAGUGAACUCUCUGAUAAGCACCUCACCCGGAAACUUAGCAAGAGUAUUGGCCCUGGGGAAGACAGAGUCAUCCAUAGCCAGACCGAUUCCAGGCCUGAUGCUAGCAACCACGGCGACCACGGCACCAGCAGUGGCACCACCAACGAUACCCCCGAUGGUCCUGCCGUACCUACGGCUGCACUGGUAACUGCAUCGACAGCAGCCUCGACAGCAGCAUCAACAAAGGCAUCACUGGCGGCACCAACAGAGGCACCAGUAAUUGUAUCAGUAACGGCAUCACCGGCGUCACCAGUGCCUGUGCCGGCGCCGACAGCAACGGCGGCACCGGCACCAGCAGAUACUUCACGGCGGUCGUGGCCACAGUUUUUUAGGGGCUAUUGCUCUCGUUUUACUGCGUGUUGUUGCUGCUGAGGUCCACCUUCGCUUGCGCGCAACAUAUCAGUGCAGCUCACCAAAAAUCUUCAAGCACUCAAUCACCGUAUUCUACACCUCCUGCACGAACAUGUGCCUUCAUGUCGAUUCCCGGCCGUGUUCAACUCCCUGCGGAUGUAGAGACGUAGAUUAUAUCUGUGUAAAUCCGAUCAUCAUCGAGGCGCCUGAGCUGAAAAAUUUUUGUGAGUCUUACUCUUGGUGCCU